AUGAAUUUCCUUACGAAGACUUUGGGGUCCUUCACUUCGGGUUACAAUUUACCCUUCACAAUAGGUGAACCGAUUGAAUCACCAAAUUCAAUUUGGUCUUUAUACCAAGGUACCUCAAAAAGCGAUCUGACCAAUACCUGUACGGUUUUUGAAUUUGAUCUUCGUGACCCUUCCAAGAAGUACUAUGUGGCGCUUGCCAGAAAUGCUAUCAAGAAACUAAAAGGAACAAGAAUACCAGGAGUGUUAAAGGUCUACGAUACUCUGGAAACUGAUUCCAUGCUUCAUAUUUUUUGUGAACCGGUGGUACCAUUACCAGUAUACUUAGACCAAAACGACCAACUCAGUGACGAUGCGGUGAUGUUGGGGGUGUAUGUGAUUGCCCAAACUUUGAAAUAUUUGAACGUUGAAGGAAGCGCCAUCCACGGAGGAUUGGACAUAUCAAAUGUUUACGUGACCGAGUCAGGAGAAUGGAGACUUGGAGGAUUUGAAUUGAUGACCAGUACAAAAUCUGAUCCUGAUCAACCUUUAUACCGACUUAGUGCUGCGUCGCCAAUUUUCCAAAACAUUGUGCCCCCAGAAGUUUCCACGAAAGGAGUGGAUAGCGUUAAGAGCCAUCCUUACAAACUUGACUCAUAUAAACUUGGUGGAUUGAUAUGGUGUUUGUUCAAUAAGGUAUCGGAUACUAGGUCGAUUAAUUCAAGCAGCGAUUUUUUGAAAGUCAGCAAGCUUCCGAAAUUUUUACAACCAGCAUACAAGAAAUUGAUGCAGAAUUCCCCAACUGCGAGAAUUUCCACGGAACAGUUUUUAGUCCAAGGUGAAAAAUCGCAAAUUUUUAAUUCCGGUUUGAUUAGAUGUUAUAGAGAUUUGGCAGAGUUGAGUUUGAAGCUGAACUAUGAAAAGCUUGAAUUUAUGAAAUCUUUGGAACAGUUGAAACCUGUUGCCCCACCAGGGUUCUUGGAAUACAAAAUCAUUCCAGAAUUAGCUAACUUAUUUUCGAUAUCUUUGUCUAACCAACAACCACAAGAUAUGAAUCAUUCUGCCACUUGUCUUUAUUACAUUCUUUCAUUUAGUGAGAAACUUAAAGACACAGUUUUCUCGAAAAUCGUGGCUCCAAUAAUUAUCCAAGCAUUUAGCCUACCUGAUAGAACUAUCCGUGUUACGCUUCUUACAUCUCUUCCACAAUUUGCCCCUCGACUCUCAAAAUCAGAAAUUAGUGAUAAGAUCUUUGGACCUUUACUCACCGGAUUUUCAGAUACCAAUAUUACCAUUCGUGAGGAAACUCUUAAAGCAGUGCUACCGAUUGCUUCAAAACUUACUGAUCGUCAAUUGAGUAAUGAGUUGUUGAGAUAUUUGGCGAAAUUGCAAAAUGAUGAAUCUGAGAUCAUUAGAACCAAUGUGGUGGUGUGUCUAUGUAAAUUGGCCCAGCAUUUGAAUUCUCUGGCGCGUGCUGGGGUAUUAAUAACUGCUUACAACAAGGCAAUAAAGGAUAAAUUUCCACCGGCAAGAAAAGCAGCGAUUAUGUCGUUUGGGCAAAACAUUGAAAUUUUCACUCCGGAAAUCUGUUGUUCUAGAGUAUUGUCGUCGAUUGCUCCAUGUCUAUUGGAUAGUAGUGGAACGGUUCGAAAAUUGGCAAGAGAAGUGUUUGAAAAUUAUAUGGAGAAAAUCAAUGAAGAAGCUGAUAGAUUACCAAGUAAAGAUGAUGUGGAUGAGUUUGGCCACCCGAUGAAUGAAGAAGGGUUCAUGAUAUCUUCCAGUGGCUCAUCAAGGCCAAAUGGCGGAAGUUCUAACUUUGGUUCUAGCUCUACCGAUUCUUUUGGCACGGAAACAGCUGCUGCUGCUGCUGCUGAAGCUGCUGGCCCGGGAAUUACUGGUAGUUUGUCAGGUUUCGGAUAUAAUUUAGCGAUGGGAGCGAUUUCCAAAAUGAGUGGUGUCGGAGGGCAAUUGGAAACUGACAUGACUUUGACACCAACUGAUUCAAGGGCAUCAACUCCACAACCAACCAAUAAUUUCGGGAUGAGCAAUGAAAAUAACUCUAGUUCAUCAUUUGUUAAUAGCUAUUCAUCGAAACCUGCUACAAGAAAGUUGUCAACUGUUGCUAAAACAUCGAGUGGAUGGGGUACUCAUGAAGAUUUUGACUUGGAUGAAGAAAAUGGCGAUGGAGCAGAUGAUGGAUGGGGAUUUGGAAUGGAGAAUGAUUCUAAUGAGGUUGAAGUGGCGAAUGAUAGGUUGGCGAAUCUUAGUAUGAAGAAACUGACUAGUUCCAAUUCAAAAGCAUCCAGUAUUGGGACAAAAACUACUACCUCAUCAAGAAAAAUUUCCAGCAACUCUAUUCAAAGGAAACCUACUACUGGUGCGAAAAAGAGUGGUUUAAAGUUAGGUAAUGGUGUUGGUGGGGGUAAUAAAUUGAACUUGAGGGUUGAUAUGGAUGAAGAUGAUGGAUGGGGUAAUGGUUGGUGA
Molecule: messenger RNA, 2457 nt
Organism: Saccharomycopsis crataegensis
Lineage: Eukaryota; Fungi; Ascomycota; Saccharomycetes; Ascoideales; Saccharomycopsidaceae
Gene: CEX1
Product: COPI-interacting protein CEX1
Exons: 1
Coding region: 1-2457 (818 amino acids)
Biological process (GO): protein phosphorylation; tRNA export from nucleus
Cellular component (GO): cytoplasm
Molecular function (GO): ATP binding; protein kinase activity
Source: RefSeq, a predicted model, not a curated record